This is a messenger RNA of Saccostrea cuccullata (small rock oyster), 5209 nucleotides long. RefSeq lists its product as uncharacterized. Lineage: Eukaryota; Metazoa; Mollusca; Bivalvia; Ostreida; Ostreidae. Gene Ontology annotation, molecular function: protein binding. The transcript has 5 exons. Bases 131 to 3949 code for a protein of 1272 amino acids. The record is from RefSeq and is a predicted model, not a curated record.
UUCAGUCAGUGCAAGUAAAAACUGGACUAUGUGUUCAUGAGGGUUUUUUUUCCAAACGAAUUCUUUCUGUAAAUUUGAAAACACAAGGAGGAGUUUGUGAUUUUAGAACAUUUCAUCAUAUAAGAAUACGAUGUCGUUAUCGAAGUACACAUCGACACCAGAGACGACAAACACCGCUCGGCUGGCGAGGCUCAUACUGGGACCAUGUACUGAUGUAUUACGUGAAAUUCUUAAAAAGGAAAUUCCACCGUCUGAUUUAUCCAAGAAAGUCAAAGAAUGGACUGAUGAUUUUAAGAAAAACAAAAAACGCAACCCUCUUAAUCCAUCACAAAAUGACAUCAUUUUCCCCUCACUAACAAAUCAGUAUUGGGGAGACUAUUCAGACCUUGAUAUAUCUAUCUUGUACAUCAUUCUUCGGAAUGUCAGUAAAAUACCUCCACAUUCUAAAGGUUGGGGCAAGAACCCAGACCCCGCUGAUAGAAGUGUCGCCGCAAAUAUCGAACGGAUUCGUCUUCUUCGGAACAAAUACUACGGCCAUUCUGCCGAUAUAUUUCUUUCUGACUCUAAAUUUAGUCAGGAAUGGCGGAACAUCCGGGACAUCGUUGUUGAAUUAGAGCGCCAUCUAGGGACGUCUACUGUCUACCAGGAGUCUGUGAAAGAAAUAAAAGCAUGUUCCAUGGAUCCUGAACAUGAGCAUAAAUACAUAAAUCGACUUGGGGUUCUUGAAGAUCUACAUUCAUCUGUGUCUAAAUUUUCAGAGAAGCUGAGUGACAUGGAAAAGAAACUAAGUUUGCGCAUUGAUCCAAAUCUUGAAAAAGAAAUUGAAACAACAAGGGUUAUGGUCAACAGUCAUCAUAAGGAAACGGAGAAAAUCCUUGUUAAAACCCGGGCAUUUGACAGAGCAAAAGAACUGUUAGAGAAAAACGGACACGUGGUGAUUAAAGGCAUCCCUGGAGCUGGGAAAACUACAUUAGCCAAGUACUUGUUGAAGAUUGCCAUUGAGGGAGGGAAACGUCCUCUUCAAGUAUUUAAGUUCUCCAGACUCUAUGGCAGGGUUUCACCGAUUGAUAAUUUAGCGAUAUUUAUUGAUAAUGCAUUUGGGGAAUUCUCCUUUUCAGUGAAUGAUUUAAAUGAAUUUUUGAAUAAGAAGGAAUUGAUAGAAUCUCUUGUGAAAUCCAAGAAUAAUGAAAUGGGAAAUGUACUCAUUGUGACUGUCAGAAACGAUAUUUUUAAGGAAAUAACCGCUAAACAGAAACAUGCCGCUCUACUUUUUUCAUCAAUGACUGAUUUAUCAACUGGUGAAUAUGCUUUGGAAACUGAGGAGCUCGUUAUGUUUCUAGAAAAUUAUAACCUUCCAGGAAAAACAAAAGAAAACUUUAAAUUAAGACAGGCCGAGGUACCCUGGGGCUUUCCACAAUGUUGCAGACUGGCGCGUGAAAAUCCUGCUUUCGGAAAAGAUCUUUCAAAUUUUCUUCGUUGUCCCUCAAUUUUCCUAAAAAAAUAUCUGGAAACCCUGAUUAGAGAAAGAGCUGUUAAAAUGUCAGUGCUUAUAUACCUUCUGUUGAAAGGUGGAAGUGUGGAGUCCUCACUGUUCUCUGUUCAAAAAGAUAGGAAAAUUAAAUCCAUUGCAUUAAAAAUGCUUGAAAUCAGUCCCCGUUUACUUGGUGAAUUCCACGAAAGUGUAAAGGUUUUUGAAGGUUUUUUAACAAUGUACGAUAAAAUUAACGAUUUGUAUUCCUUUUCACAUAGCUCAGUACAAGAUAUUUUAUUCCAUACUCUUAUUGUCACUCUUCCCGAGGAAACAAUUCUAAAUUGUCACCCUGUCUUGCUUCAAAGAUUGACAACAGCUGAGCAUCUGAAAAGCAGAAACAUUUUGGUUGAUGCAGAAUUGUUUGCAAUUAUUUCUAGUAGAAUAGUUCAAAGUUUGAGAGAUAGAUCACCUGAUGAAUAUGAAUCCAUUUCUUUUUUAGAUUUAUGGAAAGACGAAGCAUUUUUUGAAUAUGUCUUAAAAGAUCAGGUCUGUAGUGACCGCUUUCAGGAAAGUUUUGAUUCAAAUGGUAACUCAUUGCUAGUGCAUUUUGCAAAAUCAGGUCAAAUCGCUUGGGUGCAACACUUGUUACAACGUAGUUGUGAUAAAAUUCAAAAAUAUAGAUCCCUGAAUGCCGCGAGUAGCAAAAAUCAUGUACAAAUCGUAAAUCUGAUUUUAUUAGAAGAUAUAAAAUGUGAUUUAAAUGCUUGUUUCCACGCAGUACAAAGUGGUAAUUUAGAUUUGGUAUUCAAAAUCUGUAAGUCUGUAGAUUUGAGUCAAACUUGUUUAUCAAUUGUAAGGGCUAAUACUUAUCACAGUUUAAUCCAAGAGGCUUGCGACUCGGGACAAACUCAUUUAGUACAGCCUUUGAUUGAAAAAUAUCCUAUUUUGAAAGAUAUUAAAUCUAGAAAUGGCGACACUGUGUUGCAUUAUGCAUCUAAAAUUGGUGAUAUCAGUAUAAGCAGCUAUCUAGUAGAUAAUUACCCAGAAUUAAUUGACGUCAAAAACAAGGACGGGUUCACAGCAUUAUAUUCUGUAUGUGCAAAUGGCGACACAAAACUGAUUUCUUUUCUAAUAGAAAAAGGGUUUGAUAUCAAUGCUUUGACAAACGAUAAUGUAAGUGUCCUUCAUAUUGCUUGUUUAUGUGGUAACUAUGAUGCAUGUGCCUUUCUUGUCACUAAUUAUCCACAAUUACUGGACAUAGAUUUCAAUGGAAGAUUCACCGUGUUACAAGUUGCAUGUGUAUCUGGAGACAGAAGAUUGAUUUCUUUUCUAAUAGAUAAAAAAAUGGAUAUUAAUGCACUGACAGAUAAUGGAGAAAGUGCCCUUCAUAUUGCAUGUCGUAAUGGUAAUUACGAUGCAUGUGAAUUUCUUGUCACUUAUUAUCCGCAAUUAAUUGACGACAUAAACAACAACGGACACACAAUAUUACACUCUGCAUGUGAAAAUGGAGACAGAAAAUUAAUUUCUUUUCUGAUAGAAAAAGGUUUAGAUAUAAAUGCACAGACAAUUGAUAGAGAAAGUGUCCUUCAUAUUGCAUGUCGUAAUGGUAAUUAUGAUGCAUGUGAAUUUCUUGUCACUAAUUAUCCACAAUUAAUUGACGUCAAAGACAAUGACGGGUACACAAUAUUACAUGUUGCAUGUGAAAAUGGAGACAGAAAGUUAAUUUCUUUUCUGAUAGAAAAAGGUUUGGAUAUUGAUGCACAGACAAAUAAUGGGAAAAAGGUUCUUAAUAUUGCAUGCUUAAAUGGUAAUUAUGAUGCAUGUAAAUAUCUUUUCAAUAAACGUCCACAAUUAAUUGACGUCAAAGACAAUAGUGGGUACACAGUAUUACACUAUGCAUGUGCAAAUGGAAGCAUGAAAAUUGUUUCUUUUCUGAUAGAAAUAGGCUUGGAUGUUAAUGCAUUGGCGGGCGAUGGAAAAAGUGUCCUUAACAUUGCAUGUUUAUAUGGUAAGUAUAAUGCAUGUGAAUUUCUUGUCACUAAUUAUCCACAAUUAAUUGACGUCAUAGACAAAAGAGGGUACACAAUAUUACACUGUGCAUGUGAAAGUGGAAAUAGAAAGUUAAUUUCUCUUCUGAUAGAAAAAGGUUUGGAUGUUAAUGCACUGACAAAUGACGGAGAUAGUGCCCUUCAUAUUGCAUGUAGUCAUGGUAAGUAUGAUGCAUGUGAAUUCCUUGUUACUAAUUAUCCACAAUUAAUGGACGUCAAAAACAAUGAUGGUUACACAAUAUUACACUCUGCAUGUAUAAAUGGAAGCAUGAAAAUAAUUUGUUUUCUGAUAGAGAAAGGUUUGGAUGUUAAUGCACUGACAAACAAUGGGGAAAAUGUCCUUCAUAUUGCAUGUCUCAGUGGUAGGUAUGAAGCAUGUGAAUUCUUUGUUUCCUAUUAUCCAAAUUUAACUGACGUCAAAAAACAUUAGAAUGUGCACAGUAUUACAUUCUGCAUGUGUAAAUGGAGACAGGAAAUUGAUUUCGUUUUUGAUUGAAAAGGGUCAGAAUAUUCAUGCUUUUAGAGAUGAUGGAAAAAAUGCCCUUCAUAUAUUCAUAUCGUUAGAAUGAUGCAUGUGAAUAUCUUAUUACUAAUUUUCCACAAAUAGCCGAGGUCAAGGACAAUAAAGGGUACACAGUAUUACACACUGCAUGUAAGAGCGGAGAUAAAAAAAAAUAUUUCUUUUCUGAUAGACAGAGGUUUAAAUAUAAAUGCACUGACAAAUGAUGGAGAUAGUGUCCUUCAUAUUGCAUGUUGCCAUCGUAGGUAUCUUGCAUGUGAAUUUCUUGUCAUUAAAUAUCCACAAUUAACUGGCGUCAAAAACAAUAAAGGGUACACAGCGUUACAUUCUGCAUGUGUUGACCGUGGAGACAGUAAACUUAUUUCUUUUCUGAUAGAAAAGGGUUUUGAUGUUAAUGCAUUGACAAAUGAUGGGGAGAAUGUCUUUGAUAUUGCUUGUUCCCAUGGAAAUAUUGAUUUAUGUACAUUCAUUGGCACUUCUUAUGCACUAUUACGUCAGUCAAAAGAUUAUUCUGGUAUUACUCUUGAACAUGUUGCAUCAUAAAUGGGAAUCUAGAAUCUCGAGGGGUUAUCAAAAAGUUUGUGGACUAGCGCCAGAAAAUUAAGACCGCUUUAUGUACAAUAAUGAAUGAAUGAAUGAAUGAAAAAAGAAAUAUCUAGUAAGUAUGAUAUUUUCUAUCUAAACAACAAACCACAAAUCAUAAAUGUUAUUCUUUAAUAAAUUAAUGUUUUUGUAAGGAAUGGUAUAUCCAGGUGACGCAACUUUGAAAAUGACGUUUUUUUUUACCUAUGUGUAACUGAGAAAAACUAUUUUGAUAUGAACAUUUGACAUUUAAAAUCCCGUUGAUUCAGGUGUAUUGGGACACUAUUGUUCCAUAAAAUAUGGAAUUUUUACCUCAUUUUGGAAGUUCCAUGAAAUUUUAUCGGGAAUUUUACAUGGAGUAUCCAAACAAAUAUUGCUUGAAAAUGAGGUAAAAAAAUAUGUGACCUAGGAAAUUGUUUAACCAGGCUACGGAGAAAUAAUGUGCGUUAGAGUAUUUUUUUAAUGCCAAAUAGAUUCAGAGGGAAAAGGAGUAAACAGUUAAUGCCGAUUUGUAGUCAAUGUGUGAAAAAUCAAUCACGUCAAUAAAUGACGUUGUUCAUGUCUUGUAGAUAUUUAACUCCAUAAAGC